Messenger RNA from Strongylus vulgaris, 261 nucleotides. The record is from the annotation of a GenBank genome assembly. NCBI's taxonomy places the organism in Eukaryota, Metazoa, Nematoda, Chromadorea, Rhabditida, Strongylidae.
AUGAUCAGCAUAGUCCAAAGUGAGGUUCUAGGCAUAGCAAUUGAUCGAGGGGUAGAUGUGGAUGCCUUGAAACUUGUGGAAACAGUAUAUGUCGAAGUAGAAGUCCUUGGAAGUAGCAAGAGCAUUGUGGCUUUCCAUAUAGCGGUGAGCAAAGAGAAUGAGCUUCGUGGAACUAAUGCUCUAGAAAGUCUGGGAUUAGAAGUGAGGAUACCAGAGAAGGAUGAUGGAGAAAUGUGCAAAAGUGAAGACGAAGGAAAGUAG